Molecule: messenger RNA, 855 nt
Organism: Orbicella faveolata
Lineage: Eukaryota; Metazoa; Cnidaria; Anthozoa; Scleractinia; Merulinidae
Biological process (GO): DNA recombination; DNA integration
Molecular function (GO): DNA binding
Source: RefSeq, a predicted model, not a curated record
AUGUGCAAACGCCCUAGACGGAUAUCUUCACUUCCGUUUUCUGGUCUUCAGAGGCCCAAAGUUCCGCGAGUGGUUCAGCUAAUGGAGAAUCUCAAAUCUACCUUGCUUGCUUCCAAAGCGUCCCGGACAUCCGAAAAUUACUUGAGAGCUUUUAACAAGUGGAGAGCCUUAACUAGUGAAGUCUUGGGUACCUCGGAGUUUCCAGUCAGACCCAUCGAUUGUGCCCUCUACUUGCAACACCUCCUGGAGUCGUCCAAGUCCGUCGCUACCAUCAACUGCGCCUUCUACGCGUUCAAGUGGAUACAUUUUCUUGCAGGCGUCGACUCACCAACAUUACACCCUACUGUUAUGGCCGUAAAAGAAGGAGCUGUUCGCCUUGCCAGUCAGCCAAUACUCAAUAGGAAGGAGGCCCUGGACCCUCACCACCUCAAGCUUCUUGCUGCAGAGACUAAUCUAGAAGACCUUCUACAAUUAAGAAAUUUAGUUAUGUUCAUUCUCGCAUUUUCCGGUUUUCUUAGAAGUUCCGAGUUAUGGGUUAUUCGUAGCAGAGAUGUUCAGUUUAACGAGGGUUACCUCACAAUCAGCAUAGAGAAAAGCAAGACGGACCAACUGAGGGAGGGUAGAUCGGUCGUUAUCGCAGAAUCCUCGUCUACCACGUGUCGGUGUUCUUUACUUAAGCUGUAUAUGCACAAGGCCCAGAUUCCGAAAAAUUCAGACGAGUAUCUUUUUAGGGCCAUUUCAGCUUCAGGCAAUUAUAAGCGCCUUAUCUCUAUAAACAAGCCGAUUAGUUACUCUACCUAUAGGCAGUCUUUAAAAAAGUCUUUCCGGCGCGAAUAUUGUACCAGAUAUCUCUAA